Molecule: messenger RNA, 1695 nt
Organism: Symbiodinium sp. CCMP2592
Lineage: Eukaryota; Dinophyceae; Suessiales; Symbiodiniaceae
Source: the annotation of a GenBank genome assembly
AUGGCCUUCACUGCCAGACGAGUUGCUCGUUCGCUGGGAGGUGUCGCAGCUUUGGGCAGUGCUGCCUUCGUUGCUCGGUCUGUGCCAGCGCAGUGUGACGACAAGGAUCCUCCGCAUCCCCCGCGAUACCCAUUCUGGAUCAAAUCAAUAUUCCAUGCCCAUGAGAUCCCAAGCGUUCGCCGCGGCUACGAGGUGUAUCGACAGGUUUGCGCAACUUGUCACUCGAUGAAGCAGCUUCACUUCAGACACUUGGUGAACUUUGUUCUUCCAGAGAAGCGUAUGAAGGAGAUUGCCUCCAGCUACGAUGUAGUGGACGGACCAAACGACGAAGGGGAGAUGUUUACUCGGCCGGGCAUCCUUGUGGAUGCCUUUCCAUCGCCGUAUCCAAACGAGGAGGUGGGCCCCGGCCAGAUCUCAGCGUUUAUACCACGGCCAAACAUGAAGGCGGGUGCUGCCGUGAUCCGCUGCCAGAUCUUGAAGCCUACCGAGAGGCUUGCUGGCCAGUUGGAGUCCGAAUCGCACAAGAAUUUAUUUGACAUGGUUGUGGGUCAAAGCAAGGGGGGCUUCAUGAUCCUCACCACUCACGGUGGCAAGAAGGUCGAAGGCAACAUCAGAAACGGCGAACGAGUGCAAGCGACCAGCACCUCUGACGAUUUACCAAGUUUCAUGCGGCAGCUUUGCGAAGUAUCGUUGCAGCGCCAGGGCGCGCACAAUGAGCUUUUUCCUCGACCAUGCAAAAAGGUCGUGAACUUUCUAUGCUGGGCUGCAGAACCAGCACACGAUGAGCGCAAGCUGAUCGGUUUGAAGGCCAUGUCCGCCUGCUUUGUCGGGACAUUCAUUGUUGGAUUUUGGUACCGCAGUAUGUGGAUCGGGCAGAUGCCUUACGGGUUCAAGACCCGGAGAAUUGAUUUCACGAAGGCCGUCAUGUCCGAUCCUCACCCAGUGUGGUCGAAUGAGUUUAACCGCCUGAAAUCACAUGGUGUUGAUGGAGAGGCAGUUUGGGGAGAGUGGUUUGCGGCAUCCUUGGCAUCAACCAAUGUCAAUGGGGCCUCCUUGCCCCAGGCGCAGACCCACGUCGAGGAGCCCGUGCUGACAUUGGCGACGCUGCAGCGGCUUGCCACUCCAGAGGAAUUGUCUCUGGACUUUCGGCACAUUGCCACGCUCUGGAAAUUAGAUUCCAAUCGGGAUGGUGUGGUCACGUUCGAGGAGCUUGUGACUUUUGCAGAAUUCUGCAAUGAUCAGCGGAUGAUGCUUGGAGACCUGGAGCUCUCUCAAAAGCUGAAGGCUCUUUGCGUUAUGGAGAUGAUUGCAGAUGUGUGCGAUGAGGACGGUCAAGACGUCUUCGUGGACUGGAUGCUCAAGCUUGUGGCCCAGGACAUGUCCCCUCGGCCAUUUCGCAUGAUGCGAAUACCAGUUGAUGCCCAAGACGCUGGUAGGCCAACCUUCUACGUCCACAUGGAUGUGGUCAUGAACCUGUACAAUCUGCUGAAGCCCUGCCAAAUAUCAAGCCACACAAACAUGCAAGACUUUGUUGACUUGCUCCAUCAGAUUGGGGAGAGCAUGAACCUUCAGCCGCUCAUGAUCAAGGAUCUUGAUGAAUGGGUGCCUCUUGAAGUCGUGUAUCACUGGUUGAAGCGCUUUGUCGCAGCUUUCACGGACCUCUACAAAGAGCUGGGUCUGUUCAUCGAUACAUAA